AAAAAUAUGCAAAAUAUGCCGACUACUAUCCUCCAUGGUAUUUAAGGUAAACUAUGUAUAAUCACCCAUAUAUACCUACUUUAUAAAGAAGGGAAAAACAAGAGUAAAAAGAAAACUUUCAAGAUACCGUCUCGUUCUCAAUAGUGCUCCUGUUCUCACCAUCACUCUAUAUUUCUACCUGAAAGCUGUGCCAAUUGGGGUUCCAUCAAUCUAUAUCGGGCAUCAACAAGCAGGUAAUUAGGAGCCAUGGGAUCCGAAAUCCGUUCCAAAGUCCCCUAUAUCGAAACGCCGCUCAUCAAAUCCACAACCCUCUCAGAAAUAGCUGGCUGCAAUGUCUUCCUCAAACUGGAAAACCUCCAGCCCUCAGGGUCAUUCAAGUCCCGCGGCAUAGGCAACUACAUGGUAGCCAAGCUCGCUGAGCAAGGGGCGGAUCCCAGCAAGACUCACUUCUACUGCUCAUCCGGUGGAAACGCCGGGCUGGCCUGUGUCCAUGCCGCCAUCACCCUGGGGUGCCGAGCCACUAUUGUCGUUCCCAUGUCUACUUCAGUAUAUAUGAUGGACAAGCUGCGGCAAGCCGGCGCUACAGACGUUAUCCAAAUAGGGGCAUCGUGGCAAGAGGCCGACGAGUAUUUGACGGGCACUCUCAUGGAGGAAGCCCGAGCAAAGGGUGAGGUUGCCAUCUAUGUGCCUCCCUUUAACGCCCAAGAGAUCUGGGACGGCAACGCAACCAUCUCGAAGGAGAUUGCGAGACAAAUUCCCACCAUGACCAGACACUACCCGAUAUCCAUUGAUGGAAAAUCAGACGAUGAUCCGACAGCACGCAUAGAGAACGUCGACGCCAUCGUCUGCAGCGUGGGUGGAGGCGGCCUCUUCUCUGGCCUGAUGCAGGGCCUCGACGACCUCUCCAUGCAAAAGACCCGAGUCGUUGCUGUUGAAACAUUAGGUGCCGACUCCCUUUACCAGGCUGUCCAAAAGCGCGAGCUUGUAACCCUACCUGCCAUCACAAGCCUCGCCACCACUCUAGGUGCCAGGACGGUCUGCAAAAAGGCCUUUGAAUAUGGCCUCCGCGAACAGGUCUCGACGGUUGUAGUCUCCGAUGCCGAAGCCAUUGCCGCAAGUAAGCGGUUCGCUAGCGAAGAGCGCUUCCUUGUCGAGUUGUCGUGCUCGGUUUGUCCUGCGGUGGUAUACGGUGGCAAGCUGAAGGAAUUGGUUCCCGGUCUCAACAAAAAUAGUGUGGUUGUCCUUGUGAUAUGCGGAGGAGCCAAUAUUUCCUACGAAAUACUACAACACUAUACCGCAACCCUUUCAUCUGCACAUUUGAGCUAAUAAAGCUAGAAGGAAACGAGAAGGAGAUGAUAGAAACAUAGAUCUAGACUACACGCUAAACAGGGGAGAGUAAGACACAAGAAGGUGUUAAACCGGAGAUUUGACAAGUAUAAAUUUAGACAUGGCUGAAAAUGCCUAUUUCGUUGUUAGUAACAUCAACUACUAUUGUCAUUAAAGCGUCCGGAAUCCUCCGUGGGAUGAUAAUUACUCAGCUGAGCAUGUCUCGCGGAUAAAGUCGAAGAAAGGCGAAAAGGGAAAGCAAUAAUUGAUUAUGG
Molecule: messenger RNA, 1601 nt
Organism: Trichoderma asperellum CBS 433.97
Lineage: Eukaryota; Fungi; Ascomycota; Sordariomycetes; Hypocreales; Hypocreaceae
Biological process (GO): L-threonine catabolic process; L-serine catabolic process
Molecular function (GO): threonine deaminase activity; L-serine ammonia-lyase activity; pyridoxal phosphate binding
Source: RefSeq, a predicted model, not a curated record